CUAGGUCUCUUCCUCGCCAUCAGUCAGCCCUCCACGCAUGUCUAUGUCUGACUCUUCCUUGUUGAUGGCUAUGUCUAGCUGUGCACCCUGUCCCGCUGCUGCUGCUGCUGGUGGUGCCUGCUGUGUGUGUGCAGUCCUGCGCUUCUUGGCCACAUGAGUGUCGGCGGGCCCAGAGCACACGUAGUCGAUCGCUGUCAUGCCCAGGUUGUCCUCUGGGUUCCAGAGGUCCCUGAGAGGGGCCUUCUCGGGGGCAUGGUGCAGCAUCUCAUACCGCAGCGCCUCGAAGAAUCGCACCUGCACACACAGACACAUAUGCAUACAUACAUGAGUGGGGGGUGGGGUGGGGUGGGUGGUUUGGUCGCUCAGCUCACGACGGGCCUGACGAGGUCCCUCUCUUCCUGGUAGUUGCUGUGGGCCAUCCGGUAGAGGAUCUCGUUGGGCCCCUCGUGGUCCUUCAGGUGUUCCCUCAGCGCAGCACCAGACAACUCCCAAAACCUGCAUGCCGCCACACCCACAGAAACAAACAAAGAAGAGGACGUCUAGUAUGGUAUGCGACGUCGGGAUGGAUGGGUGGAUCGAUUGACCGACGUGUGUUUCUUGGGCUGGGGUGGUCCGGUGCGGUGUGCAGUGCUAUGGUCCCACCACUCACUCGAUGCAGUGCGACAGGACAUGUUUGCCCAAGGCGGCCAGCCCAUCUGCGGCGAUGGCCGGCGUCACCAGCACCGGGUGGGUGUCCUUGCGCUUGUGCACCUUCACGCUGAACACCUACAACCAUCAGUUCAGUAGUUAACACACAUCACGGCCAUUCACUCAUGGAUCAGUCAGCCGGCACACAUAAUACAAUACACAGACGUGCAGUGCAUCUGUCCAUUGUUUGCUUACGGCGCUCUCCCCGCCGAUGUGGACGGUGCUGACGAUACGGUAGGAAUCGCCCCUGCUGGGAGCCCCCUCAAACAUGCUGCACACACACACACACACAAAUACAAUUACGUGUUUGUCCCUGGGUGAGUGAGUGAGUGGACAGCACUUACAACUUAUCGUGUGUUUCGAACCAGACGUGACUGCUGCUGUUGCUGCUGUCGGUGGUGCCGGUGGUGCCGGUGGUGCCGGUGGUGGUGCUGGAGGACAUCUGGGCAGGGUCGGGCGGCUUGGGGUAGUCCUUGGCUGCGUACCGACUCGGCACCAACUCGCCGCUCGGCGCAACACGCCAAAACUGACAGACAAACAGAACGUCCAAUAGGCGAUAUGCCCAUGUGCGCCAUGGAGUGUCUGCAUGAGUGAGUGAGUGAUUCAGUGAGUGAGGAAGACAACGCAACGCACCGCACCUCGGGUGGAGUCUUGGUGAAGCUAUUGAGCAGCCGAUACAGACGCUGAAACUUGAACUCUGAGUUAGGAGGAACGGCUGUGUCCUUGCCUGCAUGCAGGCAGGACACACACACCCACACACAGGCCAGCAUAUGCAAGUGAGAUCAUUCUUACACUUUCAUCUUAUCCCGUUUCCGGCAUGCUGUGCUGUGAAUAUCGUGCUAUGGUUACGUUUGAUCUUCUGCGCCGUCCAUUUGCGGUCUAUGUUGACCCAGAAUUGGUCAGUGUCCUCGAACUGGUCACGGCCGAAUGCACCGGGGUCCUUCUGAACGGCCACCGUCACCCCGCAUGGCAAGGGCCAAUCGUCCGGGAGAGCAGCGACGAACGCGGCGAAGCCACCGGUGGCUGAUGACCUGAUCCAUACAGACACAUGCAAAGCACAGACUCACUCAGCCCAAGCGCGUAUGUGGGUGGGCGUGGGCAGCUGGUGCGUGUGCGUGUACAUCUCCUCAAUGGGUGGUGCGAGCAUGUGUAGCGACGAGUCCUCCACCGAGUCGAAUGCACCUGUAUAUAUGGAUACAGACAGACGAUUGGGAGGGAUCAAGUCGAGUGCACCAUCAAUUGACAGCCUCUCCCCCUCUCUCUCUCCCUCCCUCCCUCCCUCCCUAUCUCCCUGCUCUUGUCAAAGUUACCGUAUUCUUCGAUAGUCAGGUCAUCCUGGCCCCAUGUGCAGCGCACCGUGAAGCCCUUGCCCGCCUCGACGGUGACCUCCCGCACCAUGUCGCGCAUCUCGGUCGUCCCGUCGCGGCGCAUGAAGAGGAAGGCAAACCGGAUGGUGGUCGACGGGGUGAGGCAGAAGAUGUGCGCCACGGUACAGCCGCCCCACGCUCCAUCAGCACCCUCGGCGAUGUGGAGGGGGAUGGGUCUCUUCCCUCCCCCCAGAUACGGGUGCUCGCCCACCACCGACAAGAUGGCGUGCUUGCGUGGGAUCUGAUAGACACAGCUGCGGGCAUCAAUCUCAAAGCAAACCACUGCAGGGGCGAGCGUGGACGGCGACGCCAUGUGAUGGGCUCUGCGCGCCUGCACGCGUACAAGGGUAACAAAGACAGCGUGGGCAAUGCAUCACGACGCAGGAAGAAGGCUAUUCUCGCAACGCACCUGCGUCAAUUGCUGCUGCUCACAUAGGCAUCAAUUAAUUCAUAGUCGCCUUACAGACCGCCGCUGCUUCCGCCCCGGCACAUGGAGCGGCCUGUCUGUCCUUGUGCGGCUUCAAGUUGCGAGCCUAACUUCGAUCCGGACUUCUCGUUCGUUGUUCUUGAGAUCUGGCUCUCUGUGGCUCCCCCCGCCCUCAGCACGGCUGACGUGGCAGGUGAGGUAAAAGAAAGAAAGAAGAAGAUCCAU
Messenger RNA from Vitrella brassicaformis, 2706 nucleotides. The record is from the annotation of a GenBank genome assembly. NCBI's taxonomy places the organism in Eukaryota, Vitrellaceae.